UUGAACUUUUGAAUCUAAACCCACCAAAACAACAACUAAUGGAGCAAGCAAAUACUAUGUGGACUGAAGUAAAAGGAAAAAAUACAAACGAAAUUAAGAAUUUCAUUACAAAUUUUCUAAAUACUCCAGUUCCAUUAAUAGAAAAUAGGUUUCAAGUUUUAAAUUUUAGACCAGUUCGUCAUACUAUAUCAAAGCCUAUACAGGUUUAUUCUGAACUUAACAAGAAAAAUCAAAUAGUACCAAAUGCAAUCUCACAAUACAGUGCUAUUAGUAAAAAGGAAUGUGUACAAAAAAAUGUAGUAGAAUAUACUAUUAUGCUUAAUAUUACAACAGAUACAGCACAAGGAAAACUUCAGGAGCAAAAACGUCAAUUAUUAGAAAAUAAUGUUGUAGAAAAGUAUGAUUCACCUGGUAGACCUUUAUAUUCUCUUAAAAAUCCAGAAUUAUAUAAUCAAUUGCAUAUAUGUGUGGAAUUCAGUUCAGCUAAUAAUCGGCAAAGAAAAGAAUAG
Messenger RNA from Funneliformis mosseae, 509 nucleotides. The record is from the annotation of a GenBank genome assembly. Lineage: Eukaryota; Fungi; Glomeromycota; Glomeromycetes; Glomerales; Glomeraceae.